AUGAGGAAAUCUGAUAGGAUUUCUGAAAUAGGAUGUUUAGACUUGAGGAGAGUUGGAUUUUUGACGCAAAAGUUGAUGGAAAGAAGAUUAGAUAAGAUAGUUGAAAAAAUAUAAUCAAAUAAUAUGAGUGAGAUUAUGGAUUUUCUUUUUCUCUAAAACUGA
Molecule: messenger RNA, 162 nt
Organism: Tetrahymena thermophila SB210
Lineage: Eukaryota; Ciliophora; Oligohymenophorea; Hymenostomatida; Tetrahymenidae
Exons: 1
Source: RefSeq, a predicted model, not a curated record